Molecule: messenger RNA, 5093 nt
Organism: Lepisosteus oculatus (spotted gar)
Lineage: Eukaryota; Metazoa; Chordata; Actinopteri; Semionotiformes; Lepisosteidae
Source: RefSeq, a predicted model, not a curated record
GUCGUGGUGCGCUUGCGGGUCCCUCCUCCCACGUCGUGAUAGGCUGAGAGGGUACAGUUUCCGGUUUUGAUGUAGAGUCGGUGGGUUGAGUUUGGUUGGGGAGGCUUCAGUGUCUAAACCGAGAUAGAUCUGGUUUAGGUGGCUGUAGUUCUGGGGGAGCGGAUUUUUAUCGCUUAUGACCACUCGCCUAUUUUGAAACAAUGCAUCUCGCUACCGGAUUUAGUUGAUGCCGAAUCGAAAUACUAAGAAUAUCACCCCAGCCCCCGAAAAGGAGACGGAAGGGACUGAGUCUGGUUAAUACGUAGUCUGUUGUCCCACGUGGAACAGAAUCGCCAAGAUGGUGGAACCUCUUUGACAGCAGCCCAACAGAAAAGGAUUGUGCCCUAGAAAUAACUGACCGCAAGUGUGACGAGGCGUGCGUAUCCCAUGUUGCAUUAAUACCCAUGAAAUGCUGGCCUGUCUGCCAGGACCAGGUGACCUUCCCUUCCAGCUUCUUUCUCACACGCAGAUGAACACUGGACUCCAGAAAUGGGACACUACACAGAAGAUGAGAUCCGCACAGUAUCCAACCCCAGCGGAAUUGGAUGCUUAUGCUAAGAAAGUCGCCAACAAUCCACUGACUAUAAAAAUCUUCCCAAACAGCGUGAAGGUUCCUCAAAGGAAACACGUCCGCCGCACGGUGAACGGACUGGACACCUCGGGACAGCGCUACAGCCCCUACCCUUCUCAGGCCAGCACGAAAGCGGGGCUCCUGGCGAUCGUCAAGGUCCCCGCCAAAGGGAUCCUCAAAGACUUCGACGGAAGCAGGGCGCGCCUGCUGCCGGAGGUCAUCAUGAACCCCCCCAGCGGGCCCUACAUCACGCCGAGCACUUUAAACCUCCCCCAGACUGUCCCUCACCCGCAGGGUCUGCCCCGGCCCCAGGGCCUGUCCCACCAACAGACUAUACAGCAGCAGGCCCAGGGCUUGCGGCACCCGCCCGGCAUGGCGCAGCCCCCCAGCCUUCAGCACCCCCCGGGCCUCCCCCCCACGCAGACUCUCUCCCACCCCCCCAGCCUGGGCCACCCGCCGCCCGGCAUCUUGCUGCAGCAGCAGCCCCUGCCGCCGCUGGGCCUGCAUGGGAGCAGGAAGAUGGCGGACGCCGACGCCCCGCCCAACGUGACCGUGUCUACCUCAACCAUUCCGCUCUCCAUGGCCGCCAGCCUGCACCAAAACCGGCCGGCCGACCUGAGCAGCAUCGUGCACCAGAUCAACCAGUUCUGCCAGGCGAGGGCCGGCAUCAGCACUACCUCUGUGUGCGAGGGGCAGAUCGCCAACCCCAGCCCCAUCAGCCGCAACCUGCUCAUCAACGCCAGCUCCCGGGUGUCUGGGCACGCCGUCCCGGGCCCCCUGCCUUCUUGCGUCCUCAGCUCGGCGGACCAGGCCGCCACGGCGCAGGCGGGAGCCGUCCCCGCCUCGGUGAUGGCCACUGUGAACAGAGUGCCCGCCGGCUACCACGGCGACGUCAAGCAGCAGCAGCAGCAGCAGCAGCGCUCCUGGAGCCAGCACCAGCUCGCCCACCUGCAGCACAUCUCCGAGGGCGGGCCCGGGCAUCACCCCUGCAAGCACUCGGCGCGGGACCUCCCAGGGGGCCCCGGCUUCCCCUGCAAGGCCUUGAACUACCCACAGGAGCUGUGCGUGGGCCAGCCGUUCAGCUUGAAGCCCCCGGUGGACAAGCCCACCCCCUCCCCACCCGUCAACGGGAUGCCGGGCGCCAUGACCUACACCAACGGUCACUACUUCCAGCCCGUGUGGAAUAACAUCCUGCCAACGCCAAAUAGUGACAGCUCCGGGUCGCAGGACCUGGCCAUGCCAUUCCACGGAGGCCCCCCCGCAACCUCGAUAGACUGUGCCGCUGGGGCGCACUACAGGGCUGGAGCUGGUUCCUCCAGCCAGACUAGCGUGAUGCAAACCAUGGAUUACUUGGCCGGGGACUUCCAGCAGCCCUGCUUUAGAGAUCAGAAUCUGAGCAUGUUGGGCAAAAUGCACAGGCCCUCUAUGAGCAGAGCCCCCGAGCCAGGCGAUAGUAGGAAUACUCAUAUUCAGCAUCCAGGGUACAGAUAAGCUACAGCCUUGUCUACACAUUUAUUGAUCUCUCUUUAGUCUUAAAAAUUUAAAAUGAAUAAAUUAAACCGCUAAUAUUAAAGAAUAUAAAUCGGAGCAGUGUUUUUGUUGGCAAUCUUGCAAGUGAUCCCCUUUUUGCUCUUUUCUUAGUGACUAGUACUCUUGAACUUAAACAUUGGCUGACCGAGCAAGACUAUUUCUGUCAUAUCUGUUCCCUUCACUCUAAUUUGUGUCAGUCUGCGUGGGUUGCCUAGGAAUUUUACCUUGAUCUUUUAAAGCUUCCUUUACACAUAGGGAUUUUAAGUUCUGUGAAGUUAAGAUAUCAAAUGAUGGGAUGAGGCCGGAGUCUGGGUUUUAGAUUUGAAUCGAUCCCGAUGGAGGGAGGGGAGGCACUUUGGCAAAUUGUACAAAUGGCUGCCUUGUCAGUUUCCAUCUGACCAUUUCAGUCUUCUGCUCACUUUUUAAAAUGCAACCAGAUUGCAGUCUCAAGGGACGUAGGUUUAGGAAGGGGUUCAUGUGACUUUUCACCUUUAUCUCAAUCCCUUAUCACUUUUGUUUGACACUAUAUAUAUAUAUGGACACAGACUGUGACGCUAAUGUGUUUCUGCUUGUCGGAAGAGUUUUGUAAUACCUCUCAUUUUUUUCCCUCCUCUCUUUAUUCAGGUCAGGUUUUCCAAGAUGAAGUGUCACCUGAUAAUUUGUACAGAUGUUCAUUCACUUUAUAAGUGGGCUGCAUGCUAGCCAGUACUGCUGACACUCGUUCCACCCCCAGGGCAGUGCUGGGAGAAUCCAGGCCCAGGUGCCCAGGAGUCGAGCUCAUUGGUCUUGACGUGGUAGCUAGGGCCUACCCACAGAGCAAACACAUGACUGUUGGCUUCCUGACUGUGGGGUUGGGGGUUUUGAAAGCACUGAAUAGGAAGUAAACUACAAGAACUAAUGGUGCUGCUUCAGAAGUAGCAAGACUUUUCUUUUUGUUAAACAGAUGACACUACUACUUGAACUCUGGGAAGUGGGAGAUGCAGAGAAAUGUUUUUGCUUUCCCAUUUUUUUUGUGCGAACCAAAAAAAAAACAAGCUUCCCUUUCAUGGUUACUUUGUUGCGUUUUGUUUUUAAACCCACUUCAUUCUAAAAGCCACGAUAUUUAUCCUGAUGAUGAUGGGAUCUUGAAAACGUAGGUAGGAGGGGAAGAACCGAUCACUUGCAAGAUUGGAGGAAAAAAAACAGCAAAUGCAUUGUUUAUUUUAAUGUACACUGGCUUACCUACUAUACUACUGUAACUUAAAGUGUAAUAAUUCUGUAUGAAUGUUUUGCCUGUUGGUGUGGGUUUGAGUAAUGUUGUGUGUGGGUGAAUCCACUGACACCUGCAAUCUGUUUUGCCUCCCGGACAGCCCUUUAAAAAGCCUUAAGUAUUUGGUCCUUGGACUUUCCUUAAACAAGCAUGGUAUAAAAAGGAAAACUAAGAAGAAUAAUAAAAAAUAACAGCUUAAGUUUUUUUGAAGUGAAGCUAUAGUUAAAAUAGGAAACAAUUCUUAGAAUUUCUUAAAACAAUAAAUUAGAGUAAUAUUUUAUUGUAAUUACGUUUUAUAGGUGUGUGUAGUACUGGGCUGUAACAAAUGUCUUUUCAGGUUUCAAAGCUUCAGUUUUGCAUUUUGUGACUAUUUAUAUGACUUGAUUUGCUUGUUAUUUAAAUUGACUUUUUUUUUUUGCAAGUGCUACAAAAAGGGGGGUGGGGGGUGAGGGUGGGGGGGGAGACCCUUUGGCCCGGGCAGAUUUAACAGCGCCCUCAAGUGGCUGUGACAAUAGAGACAAGAGCGCGGGAGUUGUGCUACCUUUUUUGUAAUAUUGUAAUAAAAUAAAGUUCUAAUUUAUGCUUUGAAAGGCCGUGCCAUACGGAUGUCCUAUUUUACACACGCGAUCGCAUGUAUCCUCUUGACAUCUGUCGCGCCUUGUUGAAGGGCAUGUUCCUUGAAAGGCGCUAUAUAAAUUAGUUCGAUAUAUGCAAGCCUGCGUCCAAGGGAAAAAAGUGGGACACCAUGCAGUCACUUGUAUGGGCAGGACGGUUUUAAGCAAAAAGAAUGGAAAUGUUUAAUUUUCUAGAUGGCUUAAUACUGUUACCUGUAAACUUGUUUUUUUUUUUCCCCCAAUUGAAAGCUUUGAACCGUAUUUUUGUUCGUUCAUUACUUGAAGGUUUGUUACAGCCCGAAAAACUGAUAGACCUGUCACUUACCAAUUGUUUUUCUGCUUAUGAUCUGAAAGAAGUGCCUCCUCUGGACUGAAAAGUGAAAGUGUAUGUGUGUGUAUGUUUCUAUACAUCCACUCACAUCCUGUCCUAUUUCUGUAUCUCUAGUGCAAAGUCCACUAUGGAGAGGAAGUUACUUGACUGUUGCUGCUGUUCAUUUUACAGAAUUACAGUUACUAGUUUGUAUAGCUGCUUCUUGUGUGCUACGGGUAAAACCUUUUUUUUUUUAUUUUCACUGCAGGAGAUAGAACUGCUGCUGCAGACUGACACAGUGGCAGUAAUUUUUUUUUGUAACGGAGAAGAGAAUAAAAACGUCAUAUUGGGUGGAGAAGCUAACUGAAAAGUUAAUAGCCUCGUUCCGCCGGGACACAGGUUACACUGUGGAGGCCUGAAGUGCCCUAGAAACUUGGGCCUGUGUGCAGAACGUUGGGAAUUCUCAGUGGAGUCUGUAUCUAAGCACAUUGUUUUUUUUUCUCUGUCCUUGAGGGCAUGUUGGGCUGAGGUGGGGGGACUUGAGUGAGUCUUUGUGCGGGCUCUGAGGAGUUGUGGUACUUCAGGGGUGUUGAGAGAGCCCGGGUGGGCUGCGACACCAGCUAGUGCCCACUCUUCUGCCCAAUGGAAGCUACUAAGCGGAAAAAGUUUUUUUUUUUCCUUCAUGCGUUCUCCUCAUUCUUAUCCGAGGAAAAAGUUCUGUGUUGCACAAACAUUCCCUUCUAACCAAAAUAAAAGCCCUGACUUGGUUUUGUAAAUGUU